Messenger RNA from Microthlaspi erraticum, 1431 nucleotides. Lineage: Eukaryota; Viridiplantae; Streptophyta; Magnoliopsida; Brassicales; Brassicaceae. The record is from the annotation of a GenBank genome assembly.
AUGUCGUUGAUUUGUCUCCAGCUACUACCAUCAGUGACAGCAAAACGAGGUACGAGAGGUCACCAUGGAUUCAGAAUUUAUGGUCACGACGUCUUCCCUCGACUCGAAGGAAGAAAGCUGAGACUUUUCUACUCUCUCCACACCGACGGAAGAAAGCUGAGACUUUUCUACACUCUCCCACACCAUAAAACCCCUAAUCUCUCAAUUCCAAAAAUCGUCUUCCCAAAGUCUUUACUUCAUUUACAAUGGCUUCCGUCCUCCACGACUGACAUAUCUCUCCAAGGGAUCGCCGCCGUCACACCCAACGGUUUAUUGCAGCUAACCAACGCAACCACUCGGAAAACCGGUCACGCUUUCUAUACCAAACCAAUCCGGUUCAAAGAUUCUCCAAACGGCAACGUCUCGUCCUUCUCUACGACCUUUGUCUUCGCCAUCAACCCUCGGCUCCAGAUACUUAGCGGCUUGGGCAUGACCUUUGUCGUCGCUCCUAAGCCGGCCUCCCGUACGCCGAUGCCAGCCAAUACAUGGGUCUCUUCAACGCCACGAACAACGGUUUGGAUCGAUUACGAUGGUCUUUCGCACAAAAUCGAUGUGACGAUGGCUCCGUUCAACGAGGAUAAACCUAGAAAACCGCUUGUUUCUACUGUCAAGGAUCUAUCUUCGGUUCUGUUGCAAGACAUGUUCGUUGGUUUCUCGUCUUCCACCGGCCUUAUUAUAUCGUCGGAUCAUUUUGUUCUUGGGUGGAGUUUCGCGGUGAAGGGAAAAGCUCCGCCGUUGGCCUUAUCGAAACUUCCGAAAAUUCCGAGUUUCCCUCGUGUUGAUUCCGGUCUUGUUAAUCUUCUUCUCGUAUUCCUGGUGCGAUUCAUUGUGAGGAGGAGGAGGAAGUUCGCCGAGGAGAUCGAAGAUUGGGAAACAGAGUUCGCCAAGAUUCGGUUGAAGUUCAAGGACUUGUACUACGCCACCAAAGGGUUCAAGGAGAAGGGCCUUCUCGGGAUCCGGCGGGUUUGGGAGCGUUUACAAAGGUGUCAUGCCAAGACGAAGAAGAAGAUCGCCGUUAAAAGAGUCUCCAACGAAUCCCGACAAGGGUUGAAAGAGUUUGUGUCUGAGAUCGUGAGUAUUGAGGUAACACUCGACUGGAAACAGAGGUUUAAAGUCAUCAAAGGCGUGGCCUCUGGCUUGUUCUUCCUCCACGAGGAAUGGGAACAAGUGGUGAUUCACCGCGACAUCAAAGCCAGCAACGUCUUGUUAGACGCGGAGCUCAAUGGGAGACUCGGAGACUUCGGUUUAGCUCGGUUGUGCGGUCACGGCUCGGAUCCUCUAACCACUCGCGUCGCUGGAACAUGGGGAUACUUAGCCCCUGAUCACAUCAGGACAGGAAGGCCACGACCACUACCGAUGUUUUUGCGUUUGGGGUGCUCCUACUUGAAGUAG